Messenger RNA from Symbiodinium necroappetens, 774 nucleotides. The record is from the annotation of a GenBank genome assembly. Lineage: Eukaryota; Dinophyceae; Suessiales; Symbiodiniaceae.
AUGAUGAUGAUAGUGGUGAUGAUGAUGUCAGUUCGCUACCUCAAGCGCACGCCUGCCACUUGCCUGAGCUAUCCCCAGCUGAGCGAGGCGUGUUUGGAGCUUAUGGUACUGUAUGCUGAGGAUGCGAAAAGCCGCAACACCUUCCUCAUCGACACCCUGACACAGCUUCUGUCCUGCCAACCCACUAUGCUUCCAGGAAACCCGCCAGAUGAUACCUUGGUGCAGUCCUGGGGUUUGGCUGCGCAAGCUGCAUACAUCCGGCUGGUCAACGACUGCCAGUUCUGUUUGGAGAAGAUGCUAGCGAGGCGCAACAUGUUCUUGGACAGGUUGGAGGACUCCAAGAAAGAGAACAAGGAGCAUGCGCUCCAGAUGGCCGUACUCAUGCAGACAACGACCAACUCGAGGGAGGUGCUGGAUGAGUACAAGAGGCGGUACUUCUGGGACAGCAUCACCCACAGCUUCAAACCUCCAUCACGGCGGAUAGGCGAAACCGGUGAAGCUUCGUCCUCGAAGCCCCAGCCGGCUGCGCAUUCGCCGCCCUUGCCUUCGCCGCCGCCGCAGCCGGGCUUAGCACUGCCUCUGCGGUCGGGAGAGCCAAUGCCAGAGGUGCAGGAGCCUAUGCCCUCGCCGAGGACGCCGUCGGAAGCAUCACCUUCGCCACGACCGCAGCAGGAGUCUCUGCCAUCUUUGCCGGAAGAGCAGCAUCCUCCUCCAGCUGAUCAGUCUCAGGACUCUCCAGCUCCAGCUUCGGUGGACCCAGCUUCGCCCAGUGAG